CUGACCCACUGCGACUCUGCCAGUCAGUCCCUUCGGAUCUGCCAAGAGUCUCAUGCUGCGGAAAUCACCGGGCGUCACUCGCCUCAACAGUGAUUCUGAGUCUGCUCUUAGCUUCAUUCGCAUUGGCUUUUUCUGUUCCUGAACAGCUGCUUGGCCUAAAGCUUAGAGAAAGCAGACUUUUUUUCCCUCCCAAGAGAGCCCUGUACUCUGAGUGAUGGGGAGUGGGGAGCCUAAUUCUGCUAGCAAGAAAAAGAAGUACCUCAAGGCUGCCCUUUAUGUAGGUGACUUGGACCCAGAAGUCACGGAGGACAUGUUAUAUAAGAAGUUCAGGCCUGCCGGCCCUCUGCGUUUCACCCGAAUCUGCCGUGACCCAAUGACUGGCAGUCCUCUGGGCUAUGGUUAUGUUAACUUCCGCUUUCCUGCAGAUGCUGAGUGGGCCCUGAACACCAUGAACUUUGAUAUGAUUAAUGGCAAACCAUUCCGCCUUAUGUGGUCUCAGCCAGAUGACCGUUUAAGAAAGUCUGGAGUUGGAAAUAUAUUCAUCAAAAGCCUAGACAAAUCCAUAGACAAUAGGGCCCUUUUUUAUUUAUUUUCUGCUUUUGGUAACAUUCUCUCCUGCAAAGUCGUAUGUGAUGAUAAGGGCUCUAAAGGCUAUGCAUAUGUCCACUUUGAUAGCCUUGCUGCUGCCAAUAGGGCCAUCUGGCACAUGAAUGGAGUAAGGCUCAACAAUAGGCAGGUGUAUGUUGGCCGAUUCAAAUUUCCAGAAGAGAGGGCUGCUGAAGUCAGAACCAGAGAUAGAGCCAUUUUCACCAAUGUUUUCGUUAAAAACUUUGGCGAUGACAUGGAUGAUGAAAAGCUGAAGAAAAUUUUCAAUGAUUAUGGGUCAACUGAGAGUGUAAAAGUAAUAAGAGAUGCUAGUGGGAAAUCUAAAGGUUUUGGAUUUGUGAAAUAUGAAACACAUGAUGCUGCCCAAAGGGCUGUAUUAGGCCUGCAUGGAAGGUCCAUUGAUGGGAGAGUUUUGUAUGUAGGGCGAGCACAAAAAAAAAUUGAGCGUCUGGCUGAGUUAAGGAGAAGAUUUGAACGGCUAAGAUUAAAAGAAAAAAGUAGGUCUCCAGGGGUACCUAUCUAUAUUAAGAACCUGGAUGAGACCAUCGAUGAUGAAAAAUUGAAGGAGGAAUUUUCUCCUUUUGGAUCAAUUAGCAGAGCUAAAGUGAUGAUGGAAGUGGGACAAGGCCGAGGCUUCGGUGUAAUUUGUUUUUCCUCCUUUGAAGAGGCAACCAAAGCAGUGGAUGAGAUGAAUGGUCGCAUAGUAGGCUCCAAGCCCCUGCAUGUCACCCUUGGCCAGACCAGCCACAGGCGGUGAGAAUAAGAAAUGACCAAAUUGCUUCAGCCUUAAGCUGGUGCCUACUUAGUUUGGGCUAUUUUCUGAUAGGAGCUUACUUUACGCCAAUUCACUGUUUUCUUAUUGGUUUAUGUUUUAAAGUAAGUACUUUCUUUUGGAAAAAAUUGUGAAAAUAUAAAACCUUGCUCAUUGUAGUAAAACAUUUUAAAUUGUAAAAUUGUUAUUUUGUACUUUAAAAUUAUCACUAAACAUGUGUAGACUAAAUUUAUUCCUGCACACAUUUUUCCCAUUAACUAAUGAAUGUUUGAUUAUAUUUCCUCGUUUUGGCAAUACUGCUAAAUGUAGUGAUUGAAUAAAAAUAUUCUCAAAAUGGACCAUGCUAUUAGUAUGUCACAGAACAUUUUAUUUGCUUCUUGAGAAACUAAUUGCUCAGAUAAAAUAUAUAUGAUUUAAUUAACAUUUCUCAAUAAUUUUACUUUAUUAGUUGAAAUAAGUGCUCUUUUAAAGAGAUGUGAUCUUCCUUUAUUUACUUAUUUAUUCCUUUUUAAUAUGCUGUGAACAUAAUGCAGAUUUGAAAAUGACUCUGUAGAAAUUUGGGGGAAUUUUCUUUAGUAACUUCAUGCUAAGAUAAAAAAUUAUGUUGAUGUUUUCUCAGUCAGUGCUUUAGAAAAUUACUACUUCAGGCAUUAGUUAUUCAAAUUGUAAGUUGCAUCUUAAAACUUUAUUGAGGUCUGGAGUGACUGCUUGGCGUUAGCAUAUGGAAUUUGCAUGCCUGUGGCCUCAUAAUUGAUUCCAAGUAUUGCCAUAUUCUAGAUCUGACAGGUGUUCUGGUCACACUAUAACAUAAAGACAAAAUAAAAAGGAAGGGAAAAGAAGCAUUUCUGAUGAGAAUGAAUAUUUGAAGAUUGACUAAGGAGUACCAGGGCAAAAAUUAAAAUAUAUACAUUUGAAUUAUCUUAAAAAGAAAAUUAGCUCACUUUACCGAGUUGCCUCUACAGUGUAAACAUACAUGGAAAAUAAUCCUUAGAGUGAUAUUGAAAAAUAAUUUCAAGAGCAUCUUCUAUUCUCUUAAUUGUUCACUAUAUCCAUAUGUUUACAGAGGUUUCAAAGUAAAUGAAAAUGAUUUUAAAUUAAAACACAUGUCUCUAGUUAUUGUAUUAAAGUUAUUAAUUCAGUAUGGCUUUCUUUAUGUUUGGCUGCUUUAAAGUUCUGAGAAAAUGUUCUGUUCUAUAUUGCAAUUCCAUUACCUAGCCUGCUAUGUCUAAUUGCUAGAUUGCAGAUUUCAUUAACAAUUCCCUUUUCUACUCAGCCAUCUAUUACUUCUAUCUGUAUUCAGAAAACCUUUAUAUUUUAUUUGAAUUAUCUUUCUUUUAAUGUAUGUUAGUUCAAAUUCACCUUGGUGGUCCCCACCUGCAGGGGGAAAGCUUUGUUAGUGGUAAAGCAUUGCUGCAGGUGUCUCUCUCUCUCCCUCUCUAACAUCCCCUACCCUCUCAAUUUCUGGCUGUCUCCAUCCAAUAAAUAAAAAUAAUUAAAAAAUAAAACCAAAAAUAUUUAGGAAGUAGAUAAAUUAAUACCUAAUUUAUGUAAACUUUUAUUUAUUUUUUUCCUUUAUUGGGGGAUUAAUGUUUUACAUUCGACAGUAAGUACAAUAGUUUAUACAUGCAUAACAGUUCUCAGUUUUCCACAUAACAAUACAACCCCCACUAGGUCCUCUGUCAUCGUUUUCCAGGAUUUGUGUUCUACCCCCACCCACAUGGUGGUGAUACUUUAUAAGAUACAGCUAUAUAUAAAUAGCGUCAAAGACAUAAAUUUUGGUGAGCUCGUUCAUGUAUGAUAUAGCAAAUCCUAACAAUGGGGUUUUCUUUUAUUAUUAUUAUUUUCCUUUAUUGGGGGAUUAAUGUUUUACAUUCAGCAGUAAAUACAAUAGCUUGCACAUGCAUAACAUUUCUCAUUUUUCCACAUAACAAUACAACCUCCACUAGAUCCUCUGUCAUCUUGUUCCAGGACCUGAGCUCCCCCCAACCCCACCUCAUCCACCCCAGUCUUUUACUUUAGUGCAACACACCAACUCCAGUCCAGGUUCUGCUUAGUGUUUUAUCUUCUGAUCUUGUUUUUCAGCUUCUGCCUGUGAGUGAGAUCAUCCCAUAUUCAUCCUUCUGUUUCUGACUUAUUUCACUUAACAUGACUUCUUCAAGCUCAUCCAAGAUGGGCUGAAAACUGUGGUAAAAUUUUAUUAAUAGCUAUUUAAGUAUAGAGUUAACUCAUACUCCAUAUCCAACUAUGACAAAUGUGUAUUGUCUUUAAUCUGAGUUGCUUUUUUAAAACUCAUAUAGAAAUAUUUGGUUUCAUAUAUAAUAUAACAUAAAUUGUGUUAAUAUGUUUGUUAGAUGUUUGCUACAAAAUAAUGAAAAAAAUUUGUUUCAGUGUAAUUGUUUAUCUGAAAAUUAUAUAUAUUCAUUGUCAUACAUUUUCAAAUGAAAAUUGCUAUUUUAAUGAUUAUGAGCAAAGUACAUGUUUAUUGUAAAGAGUGUACACAAUGCAAAGUCUAUAAAGAAAGAGAAAAAAUUUUCAGUUAUCAGAUAGCCACAAAUAUUUUCAGUGUGUGCAUAUCCUUCCAUACAUUUAAUUUUAUGUAAACACAAACUAUUUUACUAACAAAAAUAAAAUAUAGUUGUUAUGGUUAUAUGUUCUUUUUAAUUUUAAAUUUAAAUUAUCACAUUUCAUUUCAAUAAAUAUUAUUCUAUUA
This is a messenger RNA of Erinaceus europaeus (western European hedgehog), 4088 nucleotides long. RefSeq names its product poly(A) binding protein cytoplasmic 5 (gene PABPC5). The coding region runs from base 215 to 1363 and encodes 382 amino acids. Gene Ontology annotation, molecular function: RNA binding. The transcript is spliced from 2 exons. NCBI's taxonomy places the organism in Eukaryota, Metazoa, Chordata, Mammalia, Eulipotyphla, Erinaceidae. The record is from RefSeq and is a predicted model, not a curated record. Gene Ontology annotation, cellular component: ribonucleoprotein complex.